AUGAUGCGAGAUUUGUUCCCAGCAGGCUUCCUGUCGUUGCUGCUGUCGUCCCUGGCAGGGCCCGCGCCGGCUGCUGCCACGGUUCUCUUUGCGUCGUCGUACAGCGGAGCCAUCACCACGCUCAACUUCACCCUCUCGGGCAACAACGGCACCCAGUCUACCUUGCAGAACAUCUCGACCUCCAACGGAUGCGCCCCCAGCCCGUCGUGGCUGACCCUCGAUAAGCCUAACGCGAAGCUCUACUGCACGGAUGAGGGUCUGACCACCGACCACGGCACUGUCUCGUCCUUCACGACCGGCCCCGACGGCAAGCUGGAGCAGCUGUCCAAGGUUGACACGAUCAGCGGGCCGGUGAGCGCUGUUCUUUUCGGUGAGAAAGGGGCCGGCCUGGCCGUUGCUCAGUAUGGAGGCUCCUCUCUGAGCUGGUUCGACAUCUCGAACCCAGCGGCCAUCACGCCCGUCAAGUCCGAGACUUUCAACAUGACCGGCCCGGGCCCUAACCCUUCGAGACAAGAGGCACCCCACCCUCACGAGGUCGUCCUCGACCCCAAGGGCCACUUCGUGCUAGUCCCCGACCUGGGGGCCGAUCUUGUCCGCGUCUUCGCCGUUGAUGGCAAGAACCUUGCCGCUGUCGAACCCUUGGUGGCCGCCCCCGGCAGCGGACCCCGCCAUCUCGAGUUUCUCGUGACUUCCGAAGGCAAGACGUACAUGUAUCUCAUCGCCGAGCUGGCAAACACCGUGACCGCCUACGACGUCACCUACCGCGAGAACAAGACUCUCGGCUUCAAGGAGGUGUACUCUGGUUCGACCUACGGCGCUGGCAACACCGCGCCCGCGGGAGCCAGCGGUGCUGAGAUUUGGAUUUCCUCCGACGGAAAGUUCCUGACCGUCUCCUCCCGAAACGAUAGCGCUUUCAGCAUCACCAACCCGGACACCAACGAGGGCGCUCAGAUUCCGUCCGACUCCCUUAACAGCUUUACCAUCAACGCGGAGACGGGUGAGCUCACUCUCCUGCAAAAGUUCCCUGCCGGAGGCCGCAUCCCUCGCCAGUUCUCCGUCAACAAGGCCGGCUCGCUCGUCGCCGUCGGUCUCCAGUCGGACAGUCGCGUUGUCCUCAUCAGCCGUGACGCCGUCUCGGGCAAGCUGGGAGAGAUCAUUGCCAGCACCAAGGUGGAGGGCGAGGUCACUGCUGUCAUCUUUGACGAGUAG
Colletotrichum chrysophilum is the source of this 1209-nucleotide messenger RNA. RefSeq lists its product as uncharacterized. The record is from RefSeq and is a predicted model, not a curated record. Gene Ontology annotation, molecular function: protein binding; 6-phosphogluconolactonase activity. Lineage: Eukaryota; Fungi; Ascomycota; Sordariomycetes; Glomerellales; Glomerellaceae. The transcript has 3 exons. Bases 1 to 1209 code for a protein of 402 amino acids.